AGAAGAAACUCAAUAUAGUUUAACUCCCGGUUGUUUUAGUUUGUUGUUAUUAUAUCAAAUUAUAUAUACAAGAGCUAAUCAGUGAAUUUACUAUAAAGCGAAAUCGUUUUGUUUGUAACAAAAGAGGUGAAUUCAAUUUUGUAAUCUCCUUGAAACAUCCAAAAGUAAGUAAAAACAUAAACAUUGUUUAGUGUUUUUAAAGUCUUUAAAAAUACGCAAUAUAUUUGUUUGAUGUUGAAAAUUAUACGGUAUUUACUUGGAAAUUACAUAUUGAAUCUAAUAGAGAGCUCAAAUAUAACCUUACACUUAGACCAUACUCUAUUUUGUAAUGGAAAAUGGUAGUACAAAGAAAAAGGCACAUUUGCCAGUAUCUCGUAUAAAUACCAUCAUGAAAAGCUCGUCUGAUGUCGAUACAGUAGAUAAAGAAUCUUCGUUAUUAAUGUGUAAAGCGACAGAAUUAUUUAUAAGAACUCUAGCAUUAGAAGGUUAUAAUAAUGCGAAUCGAGCUAAAAAACUUGAUUACAAACACCUCGCAGAAGUUGUCCACGUCGAUGAAAAAUAUAAUUUUCUAAGAGAUAUCAUGCCGAAAAAAAUAACAGUUUUAGAGUACAAGAAUAUAAUGGCUAGAAAAGAAGCAAUAGAAAAUGAUGUAAAAAAAGAGGAAGCAACUUCUAGUGAUUCGUCAGAUGACGAGGAAGACUCCAGCUCGGGAAGCGACGAUAGUAGUGCUAGUGCUUGAAUUUUUUUAAUUAUUGUAAAUAAAAUAAUUUUUCUUUAAUAA
Molecule: messenger RNA, 781 nt
Organism: Diorhabda carinulata
Lineage: Eukaryota; Metazoa; Arthropoda; Insecta; Coleoptera; Chrysomelidae
Gene: Chrac-16
Product: chromatin accessibility complex protein 1
Exons: 1
Coding region: 329-739 (136 amino acids)
Cellular component (GO): CHRAC; nucleus
Molecular function (GO): protein heterodimerization activity
Source: RefSeq, a predicted model, not a curated record